Molecule: messenger RNA, 1308 nt
Organism: Camelina sativa (false flax)
Lineage: Eukaryota; Viridiplantae; Streptophyta; Magnoliopsida; Brassicales; Brassicaceae
Source: RefSeq, a predicted model, not a curated record
AUGGACUUAAUCAGCUCCUUGCCCGAUGCGAUACUCCAACAUAUACUUUUCUUUGUUCCGACGCAACUAGCCAUCACAACUUCUGUCUUGUCAAGACGAUGGAGGCAUGUAUGGUCCGAUACACCUUCUCUUUCCUUUGAUGAUAGUUAUAGGCCGCUAGCGCAUGCUGCUUGGAUAAACAAAACCCUAGAUCGCUACACAGCUCUUAAGAUGACCAAGUUUCAUCUCAAAAGCAGAAUGUAUCACACUGUUGCCGACAUAGACAGGUGGAUGGAGUUCGUCAUGUCUCGCAACGUGGAGAAUCUAUCCCUCUGCAUCGGUCUAAGUCGUGAUUAUUUUUAUUACUACCAGAUUCCUGAUUUCUUCUACAUCAAUUCCUCUAUUAAGCAACUCAGCUUUGAGUUACCACAUUCUCGUAUGUUUCCCUUAUGUUCUGUAUCUUGGACAUCCCUAAAGGAGUUGUCCUUGUAUAACUGUUCUCUCUCCAAUGAAACUGUUGCUAAGAUUCUAUGUGGUUGUCCGAUUCUCGAAAGCUUAAAAUUGGAUCAUUGUCCACAUCUUAGGGUUCUUGAUCUCAGCAAAUCGCUGGGCGUGAGAACAUUAGAAAUAGCCUGCAAUCGUUUUUUGUCGGGGUCACUGCAGAUUGUGGCACCACAUGUCCAUUCUCUCAGAUUGUGGUACAACUAUCAGUUAGCAUGUGCUUUAGUUGAUGUCUCGUCUUUAACUGAAGCUAAAGUGGACGUUUCCUGUUACUCAUCAGUUCGAGAGACAAUCAAUGGUUAUGAUCUAUUUCAAUUCCUUCGUGAAAUGCUAGAGAAGUUGCAGAAUGCAGAGAAGCUUACUUUUGGGUGCACCAUUAUUCAGCUUUUAUCUGUUGCGGAAGUUCGUGGUAUUACUUUUCCGAUGUUGAAGAUAAAAUCUUUGACUCUUGAGACACAGAUCUUUCAGUGUGUUAUUCCUGUUAUAGAAAGACUGUUGCAAAACUCACCUAAUUUAAAGACGGUGACAGUUCAUGCAAACACAAAGAACUGUCGUAACGACUUCGUGGGCGUGGGAGGUUGGAGAUCAAAAGAUGAACCCUCUUGGAAUAGAUCCCGCUGGGAAUUAGAGUCGAAGCAUGUGGCUUCAUUUGUGGAACUUGUGCUUAAAAACGCAAAGGCAUUAGACAAGAUUGUUCUACAGUUAUACGGAGAUUACCCUAGGUUUAAGUUUGAAGAGUUGCUUCAAACACUUCCUCACAAUAAUACUGUCUCCAUUGUGCUCUCAACCACGCAGAAUGGCACACAUCAUAUGAGUUGUGAAUCAUAG